Molecule: messenger RNA, 5988 nt
Organism: Malassezia japonica
Lineage: Eukaryota; Fungi; Basidiomycota; Malasseziomycetes; Malasseziales; Malasseziaceae
Exons: 4
Coding region: 1-5988 (1995 amino acids)
Biological process (GO): establishment or maintenance of microtubule cytoskeleton polarity; microtubule polymerization; mitotic spindle organization
Cellular component (GO): microtubule plus-end; spindle pole body; spindle pole
Molecular function (GO): microtubule plus end polymerase activity; microtubule plus-end binding
Source: RefSeq, a predicted model, not a curated record
AUGCCUAUGGAGGAGGCGAGCGCCCCUUCCGGCGGUGGGGACGACCUGUCGAGCUUGUCUCUGGAGGAGAGGCUCUCUUCAAAACUAUGGAAAGCGCGAUUGUCGGGUUACGAGGAGCUCACGCGCGUCUUUUCGCGCACAGCGUCGGAGGACGAUCCAGUUUUCGGCGAGUAUGCGCGCCAGACGGACACGCUGCGCGCCAUGGUCCUCGACUCGAAUGCAGCGGCACAGGAGAAGGGUGUUGAGGCUGUGUCCGCCUUUGUACAGUACGGCGGGCGCAAGGCCGGCCGCACACGCGAGCACGUCCUGCCGGCGGUCGCCGAAAAGUGCCUUGGCUCGAUGCGCACCGGCACGAGGAAGGCCGCCCUGGACCUCGUGCUUCUCUAUGCGGAAAACGAGGACCAAAAUGGGUGCGAGGGCAUCUCGACGGACCUCUUGCAGCUCCUCUCGUCCAAGCAGCCCAAGGUCGUGGCGGCAAACGUCGCCGCGCUCCACGAGCUGGUCAGUGCGUUUGGAACACCACAAGUGAGCGCCAAGCCGAUCGUCAAGCGCAUUCCAGACAUCUUUAGCCACGCCGACAAGAACGUCCGUGCAGAGGGCACGGCGCUUACCGUGGCUCUGCACCAGUACCUCGGCACGGCACUCGCGCCGACCCUUGCACAGCUCAAAGAGAUCCAGGUGAAGGAGCUCGAGGCCAAGUUUGCCGAGGCCGGCACAAGGCAGCCGACGCGCUUCCUCCUUUCUCAGAAGCCCGCGGAAGCCGCACCGAGCGACGAGACGCCUGACGCCGCGCCUGUACAGGAGAGUGAGGUGACGCAAGACGCGGAGCCGGCGCCGGCGCCGGCGACCGUCGACGCGUACGAGCUCGCGGACGCCCACGACGCCCUCCAAAGCCGUAAGCUUGCCAAGAACUUUUUCGAGCUGAUCGCCUCGGCCAAAUGGCAGGAGCGGCUCGAGGCGCUCGAGUCGCUGCAUGCGGCACUCACCGAGUCCAUUCGUCUGCAGCCGGACGGCGGCUACGAGCCGUACGUCCAGGCAAUCCAGCUCCGCAUUGUGAAGGACGUGAAUAUCAACGUCGUGAUGCAGGCAUGCCGCUGCCUCGAGGCGCUUGCCAAGGGCCUGCGUACAGAUGCGAGCCGCUAUCUCUAUGUCCUUCCUGCGCUCCUCGAAAAGCUCAAGGAGCGCAAGCCAGGGCCUGUCGAGGUCCUGAGCAACACGCUCGACGCUCUAUUCCACUGCGGCACGCUGAGCGACGUCCUCGAGCCGAUCGAGGCUGUUUCGGCGCACAAGAACCCUGCGGUGAAGGCGGGGGCGAUGCGCUUCCUUGUGCGGUGCCUCCAGACGACGCCUGUGCAGCCGACGCCGCCGGAGCUCAAGUCCAUUGCCAAGAUCCUGCUGGGUGCAAUGAAGGACGGCGCUGGCGACGUCCGCGACGCAGGUGCAGCAGGUCUCGGAACGCUGCUCAAACUCGUCGGCGAGCGCCCUAUGCUUCCUUACCUCGACACGCUCGACGAUAUCAAGAAAGGCAAGGUGCAAGAGGAGGCUACUUCGGCUACGGUUCAGGCAAAGAAAGGAGCAGCCGCACCCGCCGCCGCACCCGCAGUCGCACACGCAGCCCGUGCACCGCCCAAGGCUGCCCCGGCAUCUGCCAAGCCUACGGUGCGUUCACCCGCGCGCCCGGCCGGCGGUCGGCCUCCUCCUGCGGCACGCACGCCGGUGCGCCCGACGCAAGCCGCAGCACGUCCUUCGCCGGCGGCGCCUCGUGCGACACCGGUGCCCCGCGUGACGCCGGCUGCUCCCCGUGCGGCUCCUGCUGCGCCGCCCGCUGCCGCUGCGCCCCGCCCCCCGGUCUCGCGCCCUGCACCGGCGAAGGCGCCGGCGAAGGCGCCGGCCAAGGCUGCCGCGCCGAAGGACGACAAGGUGCGCUUCAAAUACUCGCCAGAAGACGCCGAAGGACACUUUGCCGAUCUUGUCCCGGACAAGAUCCGCGAGCAGCUCGGCAACAGCAACUGGAAAGAGCGUCUAGAAGGCGCCCAAACGCUGACGACGCUGCUGUCGUCCGACACCUCGAUCGACGCCGAGCUCCUGGCGCGAUUCCUGGGAAAGUACCCCGGCUGGAAAGAGAGCAACUUUCAGGUGCUCAACGAGAUCUACCGCGGAUUGCAGGCGCUUGCGCAGCAGAACCAGUCAUUUGACCGCCCAGCAGCGGCGCUGACGAUUGCCCCGCUGUGCGACAAGCUCGGCGACCUGAAGCUCAAGGGCAAUGCGGGCGAGACGCUCUUGGUCUAUGCCGAGAUUGUCACGCCGGCAUUUGUCGUGAGCCGCGCCCUGCCCGCACUCGGCGCGCUCAAGGCGCCCAAGGCGCAGGCCGAGGCGAUUCUCUGGCUCGAGCAGCUGCUCCUUGCUUUUGGCACGAGCGGCGUGGACAUCAAAGGCGUCGUCGGAUUCCUCAUCACUUCGCUCAAGUCGGCGAACGCGGCCGUGCGCGCGAAUGCGACCAAGGCGAUGGGCACGCUGGCGAUGUACGUCGGCACGACGCUCCAGGCGAUGCUCGGCGACCUCAACCCCCAACUGCGCACCAGCAUCGAGGCUGAGAUUGCAAACGCAGGCGCGCCGCCUGCGCCGACACGCACCGUACGUGGCACAGCUGCGCCGGACGCGGCCCCAGCAGAGGCGGCGGAAGACGAGGCCGAGGCGCCAGUCGGGGGCGAGACCGACGAGGCCGAGCUCGAGCGCCUCGUGCCGCGUGUCGACGUCGACGCGCUGCUGCCCAGCGCCGCAAUCGCACAGCUGGGCGAUGCAAACUGGAAGAUGCGCAAAGAAGGUCUCGAGACUAUCCAGAGCACCUUGCAGCCGCAUCCUCGCCUCAAGGGCUCGUUGGGCGAGCUGAGCGCGCCGCUCCGUGCACGGUACGCGGACAACAACAUCAUGGUACGCAUGCUCGCGCUCGACAUUGCCGCCAAGCUUGCACAAGGCAUGCAUGCGGGCUUUGAGAGCCAUGCGCGCCUGUUUGUCCCUCCGAUCACGCAGGUACUGGCCGAUGCCAAAGCGCCGGUGCGUGCUGCUGCUGCGGCGUCCCUCACCGCGAUCUACGGCCAGGUCGGCCUUCCUGUGAUGGUCACGGCAAUGGGGCCGGUGCUCGACGGGAAAGGCGCGAACCCCACGCUGCGACAGGAUGCCUUUACAUGGCUGCUCGAGCGCAUGCAAGAGCAGGCGCCGGCGCCAGGCACGGACCUCACGCCGCUGCUUCCUUCGGUUGUCGUUGCAUUGGAUGACCGAACGCCCGGCGUGCGUAAGUCGGCACAAGGCCUGCUUCCGUUCCUUGUCGCACGCGCUGGCCACAAGGCCGUGGUCGAACAGUGCAAUGGUCUCAAGACUGCGUCCAAAUCGACCGCGCUGCCGCUUGUCGAUGCGGCGCGUGCACAGGCCGCGACGCUCGGUGGCGGCGCCAAGGCGGCACCCAAAGCACCUGCCGCCGCGCCUGCGCCAGCCGCGAAGCCGGCCGCGCGCCCUACGCCGCGCCCUGGCGUGCGGCAGCCGACGGCCGUGAGCCGUACGCUGCGCGCGCCUGCCCCUGGCGUGCGCCGCCCAGCGCCACCCGAGGCGGCCAAGCCGGCGCCCGUCGAUACGCCGCCGUUUAUUACGUCGGAUCCCAAGUACAAGGUGAUUCGCGAAAAGGCGGCGUUGCGCCAGGCGCCGUUCCUGGCGGGCGACGGCACGGUGCGCCCGGACCAGAUUGACCAUCUGCAGCACCAGAUGGAAUCGUGCUGUGCGCCUGCGCUGAUUGACGCGCUCUUUAGCAAGGACCACAGUGCAGAGCGCGACUACCUGCAAGGCCUCGGCACGCUGUACGAGUUCCUCACUGCGCCCCCCGUCCCUGACGAGAUGGUGGCGAGUGUCGUGGCGAAUACGGACUUGCUGGUCAAGUAUGUCUGCCUGCGCGUGCUCGACAAGAACACGAGCGUCGCGCUCAAGUGUUUCGAAGUGCUUUCCGCGCUUGUCGACGUCCUCAUCAAGGCCGAGUACCACCUGAGCGAGCAAGAGGGCCAAACGCUCCUCCUCGCGCUCAUUCUACGCAUCGGUGACACCAAGACAGCCUUCCGCGAGCAUGUGCGCGAGAUUCUGCACCGCACUACGCUGCUGUGCCCCCCGAGCCGCCAUGUGCAGAUGCUCCAGGAGCACGGACUCGCGUCGAAGAACGCACGCACGCGCGCCGAGUCGCUCGUCGAGAUGGAGUACCUCUUUGCGCGGCACGGGCUGCAGGUGUGCACGCCGAGCAAGACGCUCCCUGUCGUUGCGCAGGUGAUUGGCGACCGCGACGCGGCGGUGCGCAGCGCCGCGCUCCAGGUGCUCGCCGAGGCGUACAAGAGCGAAGGCGACCAGAUCUGGCGCCUUGUCGGCCCUCUGCCGCCGAAAGACGAGUCGAUGCUCGAGGAGCGCCUCAAGCGCACGGCCGUCGUUGACAAGGGCGACCGCGCCGCUCCGCGCGAGAGGGCGCCGGUCGAGAAAGCGGCGGUGCCACCCAAAGCCGCCGACGUCAGUGCGCCGCCGACGCCGGUCAAGCCGCUCGGUGCGCCGUCCACGCCAUCGGUCAUGCCUGUCGCACGUAUGCCCCGCCGCUCGCUCAGCGAGUUGGCCACGCCGUCGCGCUCGCCCCGCCGCAGCCUUGCCGAGCCCGAGCCGCUCGACCCCCAGCUCGAGUCGGACCUCGCGCAAGUGUGCAGUGCCGAUUCGGAAGAGAGCAUUGCAGCGCUCAAGACGAUGCAGGAGCACCUUGCGCUGAUCAAUCCUGUUCCCCAGACGCUUCUGGAUGCGCUUGCCGAAAGUGUGCUUACUGCGCUCGGCAAUACCGUGUCGCGCACGGACGACGGCGUUGUGGUCCACCACCGCUAUGUAAAGCAUGUCCUCCAGACCAUCCUAGUGAUGCUCGAGGCGCAGCAGCUUGCCAAUGGCACCCCCCUCCUUUCAGAGCCCGCGAUCGAGGCCGUGCUGAGUGCGCUCCUCUUCCGUUUGAUGGACGUGUCUGUCGAGACGGACGAGGCGUCGCAGACUCUCUCGAAGCAUCUGAAUGCUGUUGUGUUGCGCGUCUUGUCGACGUGUGACCCCAAUAGCGUCUAUGCCGCAUGCUUCCACGUGCUGGCCGAUGCGACCAAGGACAUUGAGAGCCAACGUGGCGACGCGCUCGACCGGGCGACGCGCUUUGCCGAACUCGUCAUCAAGUGCCUGUGGAAGGUGGCGCGCAAGCUCCCUGGCGCGCUCCAGUCGCAGCAGAUCCACGGCGCGCGGCUCCUGGCCACAGUGGAAGAGUUCCUACAAACCAUCCCCCCCGUCGAAUGGGGCCACCGCGCGCAGCGCCAGGCGGCACUCAAAGACAUCCCCCUGAUCACCGCGACGAAUGUUUUGAAGCAAAUUAUCGAUACGGUUGGCGAAGAGGCGCUGACGAUGCUCGACACGCUCUCGGACCCCGAAGGCAGCCACGUCUAUCGCUAUCUGUUGCGCCUCCUCUACACGGAGGAGGCCCACCACGCGGACGACGCGGCCGAGCGCGAGUCGCCGCCGGCGGCUGCCCCCCCCGCCGAGGACGAGGCGACGGUCGAGCUGCGCGGCAUCUUUGACCGGAUCUCGCAGAAAGACCAGUCGCGUGCUGCGAUCCGCGAGCUGUACGAGUUCCAGAAGCGCCACCCCAGCAAGCAGCCCGACAUUGACCGCUCCUUGCAGAACACGGGCCCCAUCUUCCAGCGCUACAUCAAGCGUGCCCUGGCGAACCACGCGGCGGAGGACGCCAAGGCGCCGGCGCCGGCGCCGCGCCCCACGCCCUCUGCGCGCCCGUCCGAGUCUGGCGCAGCAAUGGAUGCACGCCUCGCCGAACUCAAGGCCAAGUUCCGUAGAGAGACCGACGCACCCGCGGCGGACCGCACAGAGGCACGCCCAGCGGCCUCCACCGAGGCCCUGCGCCAGCGCUUCGCCGCGAUGCGCACGGACAACUAG